Messenger RNA from Canis lupus familiaris (dog), 2428 nucleotides. RefSeq names its product dolichyl-phosphate N-acetylglucosaminephosphotransferase 1 (gene DPAGT1). Gene Ontology annotation, cellular component: membrane. The record is from RefSeq and is a predicted model, not a curated record. Gene Ontology annotation, molecular function: UDP-N-acetylglucosamine-dolichyl-phosphate N-acetylglucosaminephosphotransferase activity. Lineage: Eukaryota; Metazoa; Chordata; Mammalia; Carnivora; Canidae. Gene Ontology annotation, biological process: dolichol-linked oligosaccharide biosynthetic process; protein N-linked glycosylation. The transcript has 9 exons. Bases 737 to 1963 code for a protein of 408 amino acids.
UAGCUGCGUUCCCGGGAACCAGGCUGCGUCUACCUCGGCUUCCGACUACGUUGGCGACAGGUUUUCUCCCGGGGAGCGGGAGCUGCUCCUUAUCCUCGUCCCUCCUGCCGUACCCCCGGCCUCCCGGAGCCAUCUUCCCGGCUCCCGAGGGACCCCGGGGGAAACGCGGGAUCGUGGCCCUUUAAACGGGACCUCCCGCGGCCGGCGUCCUAAAACUGACGUGGAACCUGGAGUAAGCGGCGUCAGACACGUGGGAAAAGGAGGUGUUCAUCUUGGAACCGGGCAGGGAGUUUUUUCCGCUUUGGGCUAUACACUUUUAACACGGUGUUAGCAAAGUGUCCGUUUUGGUUGGUCUGUCUUUAAUUGUUUUCCCAACACCCUCGUGGUGAGGACGCUCGAGGGAAGGACGCGGUUUAAAGUAACACUUACAUCCCUCGCUCUGCCUGCCCGUACUAAAAAUGGCCGCCGCCGGCUUCAAAACGCCGGUGGCUCUGCGAACAAAAUCCGGGAGGAAACAGUGAGGAGGCAAGUGCGGCGGGGGACAGCCGAGGGUGCGCGCUGGAGGCUCGCGGGAGUCCUGGGGGCGCCUCAAUUCAGAGUUGGGUUUUGCUCAGGCCGCUGUGGGAGGAUCCAGCCUGUGCCGAGCGGCUGCUCCUCCCCGCGGGGGGCUCCGGGCUACCGCCCAGCUCGCCCAUUAGCCGAGGCGGCGGCAGAGCGGGGCCCCUGGCUGGUCAUCAUGUGGGCCUUCCCGGAGUUGCCGAUGCCGCUGCUGGUGAAUUUGGUCGGCUCGCUGCUGGGAUUUGUGGCCACGGUCACCCUCAUCCCCGCCUUCCGUGGCCACUUCAUCGCCGCGCACCUCUGUGGCCAGGACCUCAACAAAACCGGCCGGCAGCAGAUCCCAGAGUCCCAGGGAGUGAUCAGCGGUGCUGUUUUCCUUAUCAUCCUCUUCUGCUUCAUCCCUUUCCCCUUCCUGAACUGUUUUAUGGAGGAGCAGUGUAAAGCCUUCCCCCAUCACGAAUUCGUGGCCCUGAUAGGUGCGCUCCUUGCCAUCUGCUGCAUGAUUUUCCUGGGCUUUGCGGACGAUGUACUGAAUCUGCGCUGGCGCCACAAGCUGCUGCUGCCUACAGCUGCCUCGCUACCUCUUCUUAUGGUCUAUUUCACCAACUUUGGCAACACGACCAUUGUGGUGCCCAAGCCUUUCCGGCCGAUUCUUGGCCUGCAUCUGGACUUGGGGAUCCUGUAUUAUGUUUACAUGGGGCUGCUGGCAGUGUUCUGUACCAAUGCCAUCAAUAUCCUAGCAGGAAUUAAUGGCCUAGAGGCAGGCCAGUCGCUAGUUAUUUCUGCUUCCAUCAUCGUCUUCAAUCUGGUGGAGCUGGAAGGUGAUUAUCGGGAUGAUCACGUCUUUUCCCUCUACUUUAUGAUACCCUUUUUUUUCACCACCUUGGGAUUGCUCUACCAUAACUGGUACCCAUCACGGGUGUUUGUGGGAGAUACCUUCUGUUACUUUGCUGGCAUGACCUUUGCCGUGGUGGGCAUCUUGGGACACUUCAGCAAGACCAUGCUACUCUUCUUCAUGCCCCAGGUGUUCAACUUCCUCUACUCACUGCCUCAGCUCCUGCAUAUCAUACCCUGCCCUCGCCACCGCAUUCCCAGACUCAAUACCAAGACAGGCAAACUGGAGAUGAGCUAUUCCAAGUUCAAGACCAAGAGCCUCUCUUUCUUGGGCAACUUUAUUCUAAAGGUAGCAGCGAGCCUGCAGCUAGUGACAGUGCACCAGAGUGAGAAUGAGGAUGGUGCCUUCACGGAGUGUAACAACAUGACGCUCCUCAACUUGCUCCUUAAGGUUCUCGGGCCCAUGCAUGAGAGAAACCUGACUCUGCUCCUGCUGCUGCUCCAGAUCCUUGGCAGUGCUGUCACCUUCUCCAUCCGGUACCAGCUUGUCCGGCUCUUCUACGAUGUCUGAGUCCCCCAAUCCUUGCCCUUCACUGCAUAGUCUGCAGGGUUCCUGACUCAGGCCUGCCUCUUUCUGGGCCAGGCAAGCUUCCGGGCCCAGGCCUCUCUCACCUCUUACUUUUCUCCAGAUUUUGUACUUAGCGAUUCCGUUCCGCUGUGAUCGACAUCCUGGGCCUGUCUUGCCCUGUACUGACUGUUGAUUGGACUUUGCCUGUGGCUUUCUUCAACUUGCUGCUCUCCCUCUCUAUCCCAUCCCUGCGGCCUCCCAAAGUGGGAUACUGUGCUUUUUAUGCAGUUAUCCACCACUCGGACUCUCGAGGAAUAUGUUGGGCCUGGGGAUAGAACCCUGGCUGGGGAGAGGGACACAGGCUCGAAGAUCACUUGAUUAUUUGACCAUAAAUUAAGUAUUCUGAUUCGUAAGAGCAGAUUGGGGGGCCAGGUGCUCCCAGUGGUGACAAUAAAGUGUUGUCUUUUU